Messenger RNA from Acanthosepion pharaonis, 498 nucleotides. The record is from the annotation of a GenBank genome assembly. Lineage: Eukaryota; Metazoa; Mollusca; Cephalopoda; Sepiida; Sepiidae.
AUGUCAAUCUGCAUCUAUCUAUGGCACCUCUUCGUAUCUAUCUAUCUAUCUAUCUAUCUAUCUAUCUAUCUAUCUAUCUAUCUAUGUCAGUCUGUAUCUAUCUAUCUAUCUAUCUUCAAUAAAUCAAGAAAAUUGCGCAUACUGUCUAUCUAUCACGACCUGUUCAUUAUCUAUCUAUCUAUCUAUCUAUCUAUCUAUCUAUCUAUCUAUCUAUCUUUACUGAGAAUAAUUAUUGUAAUUAAAACAUUUCCGUUCAAGUACAUCAAAAAAUACGUUUUCCUACGCGCUUUCGUGGGCAGCGCCAACGAAUUCAUAAUCUAUCUACACACGCAAACCUAUCUGUCUGGAAAGUAUCCAGCCACAAUGAAUAUCUCGGGGAUCGGUUGCGCGGAAUCGAUAUUACCGAUUCCAAGGGAGAUUGCUGAGCAAGUCGGAACAGGCACUCCCUCGGCGGUUAUCACUUCGGCAGGCAGACACCGUUUGUUGUCUUAUUCUUAA